AGAAGCAAACGUACCAGCAGCACUAGCACCUCAUUAAAGUGAUCACUGUAGCACGACGACUCUCGCUCUCUCUCUCUCUAGAGAGAGAGAGAGAGGAAGAGAGAGAGGGUCAUGGUAUGGUAGCUGUAUAAAUCAGGGCAAGUGUGGUUUGCUCCCCCGGUGGUGGACUGGUGGCCUGCCCUCACAAGUCGCAACCGGCCGAUGGCAGAGCGAUCAAAAGUGGAAGCUAGCAAGCAAGAAAAGGAAACGCCUACUCCUCCACGAACCUCCUCUCGCACGUCUAGCUACCUCCAUCCAUCUCUCUAGAUUCUAGUCGCUCUUCAGCUACCAUAGCUUGAAAUCGAGUGCAGCUCCUCCCAGCAGCAUGCAGUGAACCCAUCUUGAUCAUCACUGAUAAGAAGUGAAGGAAGCCAAGCAAGCUGCUCGCUCAUAUCUACAAGGGGCACAACACAACGCAGCAAGCUUCCACUGCUAGCUGGUUCAUCAAGAGAAGGCGUGUGGAGCUGCUGGUUCAUCGGCCGGCUGCGGCUGCAAUGGAGGAGCAGCUCAGCCCUCUGGCCGUGACGCACCUGCUGCAGCACACGCUGCGCAGCCUCUGCGCCCACGACGACGCGCAGUGGGUGUACGCCGUCUUCUGGCGGAUCCUCCCCAGGAACUACCCGCCCCCCAAAUGGGAUCUCCAGGGCGGCUUCUAUGACCGGACCAGAGGGAACAGGAGGAACUGGAUCCUGGCAUGGGAGGAUGGGUUCUGCAACUUCGCGGCGUCUGGCGGUGACCACGAGGGCGCAGCUGCUCCUGCCGCCGCCGCCGCCUACACGGAGUGUGCCGCCGGGCAGGGGGCCAAGCAGCAGCAGGGCCUGCAGCCGGAGCUCUUCUUCAAGAUGUCCCAUGACAUCUACAACUACGGAGAAGGGUUGAUAGGGAAAGUGGCAGCCGACCACAGCCACAAGUGGGUGUUCCAGGAGGCCCAGCCGCAGGAGCACGAGAUCAACCUCAUCUCCUCAUGGAGCAACCCUGCCGAUUCUCAUCCGAGGACAUGGGAGGCUCAGUUCCAGUCUGGUAUCAAGACCAUUGCACUGAUCGCCGUCAGAGAAGGCGUCGUGCAGCUCGGCUCCAUGAGGAAGGUGGCGGAGGACCUGAGCUACGUGGUGAUGCUGCGCCGGAAGUUCGGGUACCUGGAGAGCAUCCCGGGGGUGCUGCUGCCGCACCCGUCGUCCGCCGCGUUCCCGGCGGACGGGUGCGUCGGCGGCGGCCCCGCGGAAGCGGCAUGCGGUUGGGCGCCAGGCCUCGUAGUGCCGCAGAUGGACCUCUGCUAUGACCCCUACGGCCAGGCCACCGCCGCGGCGGCUGCGGCGCAGAUGCACAUCGUGCCGUCGAUGAGCAGCCUGGAGGCACUGCUUUCGAAGCUGCCCUCCGUCGACCCCGCAGCGCCGCCCGGCGGCAUGGCCAAGGACGAGGCGGACCGCGGCGAGUGCCACGGUGCGGUCGACGUCGCCACGGGGAGCGGCGGCGAGAGCACCAGCAGCGUUGCCGCCGCCACAGCGUCCUACUACGUCAACGUUGCCAGCAGCAAUCCCGGCGAGGGCUUCUAGUCCGUCCCCGUCUCCGUCCGUCCAUCCCAAGUCGGCGCGUGCAUGCGCCGGCCGGUCAGCUAGCUAGCUGCGCGUAGGCGUCAUGGCAGGCGCCGUGGUAGUUAGUUGCGGUGUCCCUUUUCCGGGGAGGCGCGCCGCAUCGCAUGAUUGCUCUACGCGGAGCCAAUCAUGCGCCGUGCUGUACGUGUCCCCGGAGUAGCCGUGCCGUACCUCGACGUACGCACGUACGUGUGCCCGGUCGAACGAUCGAUCGAUCAGACAGGGAUAUUGAAUGUGUGCGUGUACGUGUUUUGUGAUGCAGUGCUAGCAUCACCUAAUUGAAGACAUGCAUGGCAUGCUGCACCACUGA
Messenger RNA from Panicum hallii, 1941 nucleotides. Its product is annotated as protein RICE SALT SENSITIVE 3-like. Lineage: Eukaryota; Viridiplantae; Streptophyta; Magnoliopsida; Poales; Poaceae. Bases 534 to 1592 code for a protein of 352 amino acids. The record is from RefSeq and is a predicted model, not a curated record. The transcript has 7 exons.